AUGGCAAACCGCACCGUCUACGAGCAGGCUACCACUGGUUUCACCGGCGCUACUUCACCCAUCACCCUUCCGAACAUCGCGAAUGAUUGGUCCUGGCAGAUUCCAUCCUACAUCAUCACGGCCAUCACCAAUUUAUGUCAGUUCCAUGGUCGUGAUGAUAAGGAUGCUCCCGCUCACAUAAAUCGUAUCACCCGCCUUUGCAGCACCGUCUCCAUUGAGGGUGUUAAUCUAGAUGCCAGGUACCUUCAGGUUCUCCCAUUCUCCCUCGCUGGCCGCGCAGCCGUCUGGUUCGAUUCUCAGCCAUCAGGAACUUUCACCACUUGGGCAGGUCUUUGUGAUGCCUUCUUAGUCAAGUACUUCCCACCAGCCAAGCAUGGUUUAUCUGAUUGGGCACUAGUUGAAAACUUCUACAAUGGUCUCACCCCUGAGAUCAAAGCUCGUUUCGAUACUUCAGUUGGAGGGCAGCUUAUGGGUAAAAAGACAAUUAAUGAGUGUAAUGAUUUGUUUGAGAGUUUCGCCCAUUCUGAUAUGGAUUACAGUACUACCAGCAGGACUUCCAUUCUUGUGCGUACCUCCUCUGCCACUCGAGGGAUAAACCAAGUUAGAUUGGAUCCAUCGGUAGUUGCUGCUUUUGAGAGUCUGAAACAAGAGUUGAAUGAGAUUAAGAAAAAAGUUGAUAGGUGUGAGGUUUGUAGAGGAGGCCACGAUACGAUAGAUUGUCCUACACUUACCCUUGAGCAUGUAGAGUUCAUAGCCAAUAGGGGUCCCACGAAUCCGUUCAAUAAUUCUAAUUAUAACUCCAACUGGCGCAGUGGUGGCAAUAAUAGUGGGUUUCACUCUUCUGGUAAUCCUCCUGGUUUUCCAUCUGGUCAGUAUCAAAGUAGGGGGGCCGGUCUUUACACUAGUAGUGGUUCAGGAAAUUUCGUUAAAACUCAAGAGCAACUUAAUAAAAGUCAAGAUCUUCAGUUAAAAAAUCAGCAAUCCACACUUUUAGACCUUCAAAGAAUAGUAGGCGGUAUAGCUAAACAGUUACAAGAGCAUCCACCUGGUCAGUUUUUAGGAAACACCUUCAUGAACCCAGCUAACCAUUCGGCGAAGGCUAUUACUACCCGUAGUGGAAAUAGUUUGGGGGAGGUCGUUCGAGAGAGUGAGGAGGUUGAAGAUUAUGAAUUCGACGAGGAGAUCGAGAUGGAGGCUCUCGGUAAGGUGCACAUGAGGCUAGACCCAGCAAGUACCGCACACACCGAGGAGUCUCUGGUAGAGAAGAAUGAGGAGAAGCAGCCGACGAGAAUUCGACCAUCACCUAUAGUUGAUCCUUCUCGUGUCCCAUAUCCCGCUCGCCUUAAGCAUCAGAAAUAUGCUAAGGAGUACGGGCAGUUUCUUGAAAUGUUUAAGCAGUUGAAGAUCAAUCUUCCGUUCAUCGAGGCUUUGCAGUCCAUGCCUAAGUAUGCUAAAUUUCUUAAAGAUCUUUUGAAGCGUAAGGAGAGAAUUGGUGAGCUUUCGAAUAUUCCUUUGACAGGAGGUUGUUCUGCGGUAGUCUUGAAUAAGCUGCCAGAGAAAUUAACCGACCCUGGUACAUUCACUAUUCCAUGCCUUUUUGGGGGAGCCAUUACCCCUGCUCAUGCUCUAGCCGAUUUAGGAGCCAGCAUCAAUCUGAUGCCAUUUUCGUUGUAUGAGAGGUUAGGUUUAGGAGAGCUUACACCCACGCAUAUGUCGUUGUCUUUGGCUGAUCGUUUAAUCAAGUAUCCUCGUGGGAUAGUUGAGAAUUUGUUGGUUAAAGUUGAUAAAUUCGUGUUUCCUGUGGAUUUCGUCGUUCUUGAUAUGGAGGCCGAUGAAAGAGUUCCUAUUAUUCUAGGCCGUCCAUUCCUUAGAACCGCAAAGGCGAUCAUCAACGUCUUUGGCGGUAAGAUUUCUCUUCGUGCGGGUGACGAGAUUGUCACAUUUGAGAUUGAUAGAGCGAUGCAGCAUCCUGGAGGUAGAGACGAAGACACCGGGCCGUGUCAUUCCAUUUACUUUCUAAAUUCUUUCAUAUCUUGUGUCGACACGUGUCUCGAGUACAUCAGUGGGGCUGAUUUAGUAGGCGAGGGAGUUGUUGACGAGCUUGAUGAAGAAGUUGAGGAGGAGCAGUUGGAUGAGAGUGAUGAGUUGUGGGUUCCUGAGAUGUUCAAACUAAACGAGAUUAGCAGUGAGAGUACUCCUGUAGAGAUUCACCACCUUUAG
Helianthus annuus (common sunflower) is the source of this 2220-nucleotide messenger RNA. RefSeq lists its product as uncharacterized. The record is from RefSeq and is a predicted model, not a curated record. Lineage: Eukaryota; Viridiplantae; Streptophyta; Magnoliopsida; Asterales; Asteraceae. Bases 1 to 2220 code for a protein of 739 amino acids. The transcript is spliced from 3 exons.